This is a messenger RNA of Suillus discolor, 393 nucleotides long. RefSeq lists its product as uncharacterized. NCBI's taxonomy places the organism in Eukaryota, Fungi, Basidiomycota, Agaricomycetes, Boletales, Suillaceae. The record is from RefSeq and is a predicted model, not a curated record. The coding region runs from base 81 to 305 and encodes 74 amino acids. The transcript has 2 exons.
GGAUAUAAGAGCAAGGCCACCACUAGCAGAAUCAGAGCCAUUGUUUUUCUUGACACAUCCCAUAUAACCUAGCACGAGCCAUGCAUUUCUCAUUCCUCCGAGUCGUCGCAGUCGUUGCAGCUUUGACAAGAUCUAUGUCCGUCACCGCACAGCAAUGUGCGCUCUUAGGCGUGGCUUGUGGCCCGACCAGCCCGGAAGGCUUCGGAUGCUGCGGUGACUAUGUCUGUCCGCCUUUGCGCCUUGUACCAGUCCGGAAGUACCCUCGUGUACUGCGAGAGAAAGUCCGGAUGAGCUUGGCAAACUGAGCAUGUCACAAUAGUGAGUCUUAUCUCUUUCGCGUUGGCACAGUGCUUGAUCGCACGAUAUACAGUUCGUCACGGAGUGGAUGGAUGU